CUGUUUAAGCUUCAAUAUUUGGAAACAGUAUGGUGCCAUUUCAAGUUUCAAAGGAUCAAGUGAGUGUAGAAAGUGUAGGCUUUUGUUUCUGUCUAUUCAUGCGUUGGGUAAAUCAUGCCUUUAAAACCAAUUUCAACGAUCCCUCUUUUCCAUUCAUACAUUCAGCAUUUUGCAGCAAAAAUUUGUAGAAUGCCUUGAAAAAACCUGUGGAAAGUCCAAAGAGGUUGUUGCUUUUGUUUCAUAAAUUUUUUAAUUUAAUCCGUUUAUACCCUUUCUUUUUUUUUGGGGGGGAGAAAUUUCAACCUCAUAGUCAAUUGGGGAAAGGCAAGUGCAGUGAGGAGCAGGAAAGUGGCCAACAUGGAGUGGACUUCAAGAGCAAUGUAUGUGAAGAGGCACUCAAGAAAGAGCGCAAAAUUGUUGCAUCUCUUAUACUAGAGAUUGGAUACAAAAACCAGCAUCUAUCUGAAUUGCAGCAAAAAUAUGAUAAGACAACAGCAAGUUUUUGAGCGCUUAUAACUGUACUCGCGGAAAACAUCAACUUCUAGCAUAAAAAAAAUUCUGGCAAUUGAGCUAGAGUAUCAGAGAAGAGAGAAAAUGCUGAUGGAUGAGAAUACCAGGCUGCGCAAAGACUAUGGUGCAGAAGUUGCAUGCUUUCCUUCCAUCAAAAUUCUCCUUAAAGGUUAUGCACAUUUGAUACCCACUACCCAGGGAGAUCCGGGACUCUCUACCAAGGAAUUGAAAAAUGUACGCCAAGCACUCAUCGGAAAAUCUCGUUAGUAUAAUUGAGAUUCGUGGCAAAUUCCUCAUCGGAUUCCAUGAAAUCGCUGGAAACCAUUCCAGGUGACGACAAAUAGCUGAAUUGAUCAGCGGCGGAGUAAUCGCGAUCUACGUAAAUGGAAGGCAACUGACCCAUUUUCCCUCAAGAAAAUUUCAUGGCUGUUGCCAGAAAGGAAGAUGGAGUGAAAACAGAGGGAGUGGAGGAAGAGGAGUCGGACGGUUUGUUUUCAUUCAUCUAACUUUCGUUCUUUUUUUUUUUCAACUCGUAAGUAAGAGAUUGGGAUCCAUAAUUAAAUUGUUUGAUGGUUU
Rubroshorea leprosula is the source of this 1086-nucleotide messenger RNA. Lineage: Eukaryota; Viridiplantae; Streptophyta; Magnoliopsida; Malvales; Dipterocarpaceae. The record is from the annotation of a GenBank genome assembly.